This is a messenger RNA of Dermacentor albipictus, 1547 nucleotides long. RefSeq lists its product as uncharacterized. NCBI's taxonomy places the organism in Eukaryota, Metazoa, Arthropoda, Arachnida, Ixodida, Ixodidae. The record is from RefSeq and is a predicted model, not a curated record.
UCCAUCCAUCCAUCCAUCCAGAAUUUAGACGCGCGCGGCAUAUAGUGAGAAACUCUAUGGCGCGCGGUGAGAACGGGCGUUUAUGAUAUUCGUUGAACGCACAAUGAACAAUGACGACAGUCGACCUGACGCUUUUGAAGUCAUGGCUCGAAGAGUUGACCCUGGCCCAACUUUACUCCCUGGACGAUGCCGGCCUUACUUGGCUACCGCCGCUGCAGAAUAAGAGCCAUCGUCGUGCCGUGAACGAUAUCAUUCGUGCUUUGCAAGAUGUGACGGACCAGAGCCAGCGUCUGCACUGUGUUGCUCGGCUACACUGCUGGCUGAUACCGCGAAGAAGCCACCGGCCGUGGCAUGUCAUUCGCUUCAAGACAGCUUCGAUUCUUUCCAACUUUUCGAGGCUGCUGUCACGCGUGGUGACGGUACUUCGAGUUCACUACGGCGAGGCGACGCUGCAGUGGACUUUGGACGAUGGCACCGUGUUCGCCUGUCUGCUCGUCCAGAACCUGGGGGCCCUGUCUCUUGACCACGAGGCGUCGUACGUGGUCCUGUGGCCCGGGCUGCCGUUGAUGGCGUUGUUUGCGCCGGAGCGACAUGGAAUGCGCCGCUUGCUGCUGGCACUGGACAGGGCAAUUGCAGGCGCACCGGUGCUCAAGCUGGACGUGCCGUGUGGAGACCUCGAGACGGUGUUCCGCUCAUGCCUCUCGCAGCUACCAGUACAGGUUGAGCCGGGUACCCUCAAUGUUCCAAAAGUGACAAAAGAUCUGCGCGAGCCACCAACAGGUGACAAGGAUUCAGAAGAGCGUCUUGACAUCUGGAAUGCCGCUCUUGCCGAACUUGGGCCUUCUUUACGACCUGUGGACAGGUCGUACACUCUCAGUGAUGGGAAGGGGACAUGGGUGCGCUUUGAAGGCCCUAAAUUGCUAGACAAGCUACGCGAUCUCUACGUACGUGGUUUUGAUGCAAUUAUCAGCAAACCCAUGCUACCGGCUUUUCUGGGAAGUGACUAUCACAUUGUAUGAAGUGCCGUUGCUACGGAUUCCGAUUGGGUCUGCUAUGUAUAGAUUUGCAUUUGUUAUGUUCUCCAUACUUUCUUAAUUUAUUCUUUUAUUUGUGUUAUUUGCAUAAUUAAUUUAUCUUGUGUUAUGGUGCAUAGAAAAAUUAUGCAGAGACUGUAUGGACCUCUCAGCUGUAUUUACAUUUUAAGUUGAUCUCCUUUAUUCGUGCCAGUAAUUGCUAGCACUUGUUAUUAUUUCAUUAUUGGUGUGUUAAUUUUGGCACUACUGCUGAGGCAGUUGUUACUGCUGUAUUUGUCAAUAAGUUGUGCAUCUUCCUUUGUGUGUCUUCCUGGUGUUAUUGUACCACACAGUACAAAGUGGAUGUGUGAAAUUUUAGCAUAAGACAGGCUAGCUGGAUAUUUUAUGUUCCAUUUUUAUGUUUUAGUAAUUGUGACAUAUCUCUAAUGGCAGCAAGAAUCUGCAGGUUUUAAGGGGGGACGCGGCUUUCACAUUGCAAAAAAUAACAAAGAAAUAAAUUUUUCGACAAUCACA